CGAAUAGUAUAUUAACCAGUUUAAGGAUUCACUGGUGAUCAUGCCAAGAAUUUUUCAGGAGAUGUUUUCCAAUUUGGCCUUCUUUGGAGUUCUUUAUUUUACAACCAUUUCUGCCUGUUUGGGUCUAUGUAAUUUAUGCCGUCUCGAAAAUGUAAUAACAAGUCAAUCAUCAUCCUACAUUUUAUUAAUACGCAAUAAAACGUUUACAUCAAGACAAGCGAUAGACGGAAAAUUCCAGAAUCAUUGGAGAAAUUGCGCAGGAACAGGAGUCGAUGAAACAUAUAAUGAAGCAUGGUGGAAGAUUACCCUACCGGAUCUGGCUAACAUUUAUAAAAUCAAUCUUAUGUUCAGAGAAAAAACUACCCGCCAUUACGGUUACUACGUCUUCAUCAACAACCAAGAGAUUGACAUUGAAGGUCUGACCUCCCUGACUCCCGUGUACCAUGAGGAGAAUGAAGAGCAUCCGGGUGUCCAGAACAUCAUCAUGUUUCCUGGUGGUAUCCAAGGGAAACAAAUGUACAUCUAUCAGAACAAAUCCAACCCCAUAAAUGAUAUACACGAUCUGAAAAACAACGUGUUAGAUAUCUGUGAAGUGGAAAUAUGGGGUUGCUUGGACCAAAAUGGUAAUGAGAUGAAUUGUUCAUGUUCUCAAAAUGAAAAUUUUACCGUCCUCCCGCAAGAAACAUUAACAUCUGUCGUUGCAUGGACAUCCAUCAAUAAUCCAUUGACUUUAAAGUGUGAUCAAGGCAGUGUUAUUUUGCAACAGUCUAAACAUCAAUGUGAUUUUAAACCAAAGUGUGUUUUGAGAUACACAAACAAAUCUGUUCUGUUUUUCUGCUCAAACUGCACUGAGCCCAUCCACAAUACAACAACUACUGAACUGCAACAACCCCGACCAAUAUAUACACUGAGUGUUGGUGAUAAUGUUACCUACGUCUGUAAAAAAGGCCAUAGACUUGUAGCGGGAAAUCUUACCAGAAUUUGUCAGGAAAACGGUUCAUGGAGUGGAGUAGAACCGAUUUGUAAACCUUGUACGGUGGCCACGUUUAAUGCUAGCACUACAGAUGCACAGUAUUUUCAACCAAACGGUACAUUGGACGUUGGUGAUAAUGUCACAUACACGUGUAAAAGAGGACAUAGACUUGCCGCUGGAAAUCUCACCAGAAUUUGCCAGGAAAACGGUUCAUGGAGUGGUGAAGAACCGAUUUGUAAACCUUGUACAGUGGCCACGUUUAAUGCUAGAACUACAGAUGCACAGUAUUUUCAACCAAACGGUACAUUGGACGUUGGUGAUAAUGUCACAUACACGUGUAAAAGAGGCCAUAGACUUGCCGCUGGAAAUCUUACCAGAAUUUGCCAGGAAAACGGUUCAUGGAGUGGUGAAGAACCGAUUUGUAAACCUUGUACGGUGGCCACAUUCAAUGCUAGCACUACAGACGCAGAGUAUUUUCAACCAAACGACACAUUGAACGUCGGUGAUAAUGUCACAUACACGUGUAAAAGAGGACAUAGACUUGCUGCUGGAAAUCUCACCAGAAUUUGCCAGGAAAACGGUUCAUGGACGGGAGAAGAACCGUAUUGCAAAAGGUGCAAAUGCUCUUGUAAAAGAUUAGCGUCACAGAAUUUCAUCAAAGAUCCAAUUGUCCUCCAACAGAGAAUUGAGAAAAUCAAAAAAUUCCUGGCGGUGAAUAGAUCGGAGUUGUCUGCCUUUAAGAGGAAGAAGAUAUCAAGCUAUGACGGACGUGCCUCCUCUACAGGAAUAGGGAUGGCUCUGGGGGUAGGGGUGAUAACUUUUGUUAUUGGCGCCAUUGUAUGUAGUGAUCUUCUCACGUGCCGGGCAAGAAGAGGAAGAAGAGCGCCCCGUAAAGCGUGACUUUGCGUACCGUGGAACACCUUACGAAGUGGAACAGGCACUGAAGCUUAUUUUUUCAAAGUUUUUUUUAAUUUUUUUUCUAUAUCAAAAUAUGUAUUGUUGAUUACGUGAAAUAAUCUUUCUUUGGUUAGAUUAUUGUUUAAUUGAUCUUUUACAUUUUAAAACAUGUAUGAUAUACGAGUAUAUCUCUGGUACGAUAUUUUCAGCUACAUGAAUUACAUUUCGUCAUUGAUAAAAAUAACAUAACAGAAUAUUUGAGCAGUCAUAAACACAGCUAUUCAUAUUUAUUUUUGAUUUGAGCGUUUUUAUUGCAAAUAUUUUAUACAAUGGGAUUAGGAAGCACAAAUUCUUAAAACUUCUUCGACCUCUCUCUAAAAUUUCUUUUGGAAGCACACACAUUAAAAAUAAACAUAAGAACUCUGGCUAAGCCACUGCUAAAGUUAAAUCUCAUAGAUAACCUCGAUGUAUCACAAAUGGAACAAAAUAAUAUCGCAUCCGGCUAAAGCACUCUACACGUCAUCGUCUGCUGAUGUGACGUCAUUAGACGGUCGUGUAGAGGAAAGAGUCGAUGAUAACCGUU
Messenger RNA from Magallana angulata, 2453 nucleotides. RefSeq lists its product as uncharacterized. The coding region runs from base 41 to 1873 and encodes 610 amino acids. Lineage: Eukaryota; Metazoa; Mollusca; Bivalvia; Ostreida; Ostreidae. The record is from RefSeq and is a predicted model, not a curated record. The transcript has 10 exons.